Messenger RNA from Daphnia pulex (common water flea), 859 nucleotides. RefSeq names its product protein bicaudal C-like. Lineage: Eukaryota; Metazoa; Arthropoda; Branchiopoda; Diplostraca; Daphniidae. Gene Ontology annotation, molecular function: protein binding. Bases 36 to 563 code for a protein of 175 amino acids. Gene Ontology annotation, cellular component: cytoplasm. The record is from RefSeq and is a predicted model, not a curated record. The transcript has 4 exons.
AAAACAGUGUUAUAAUUGUCCUAUUCUUUAAAGCCAUGAGACAAACUCCUAAUCCAUCGCAAGCUCGGGUGCCAACUCCUACUUGGGCUGGUUAUGGUUUCAGCAAAUCGUCGCGCCAGACUUCGACAUCCGAAAAGGGAUUAUUUUGCGAUACGCCGGAUUCAACUACUUCCAUUAAGAAUGGGACCCAUCAACGCCGUAGUCCGUGGGAUGACCCUAUUUCUUCUGUGAAAAAUGGACCAGACUUUGGCUUCAGUAGCAAUUUGAUUGACUCUGUCUCGUCUUUACCGAAACCCAGCGUUGCUGCUGCUAAAGACCUUUCUACUCUAUUGCAUUCCAUGGGACUCACUAAAUAUAUCGAACUUUUCGUUGAACACGAAAUCGACUUGGAAUUGUUUAAAACUCUGACGGAGAAUGAACUUCGUGAUCUUGGCAUUCACGCCUUUGGCGUGCGCAGACAUAUGCUACUCACUAUUGCUGAGCUGAACAAGAAGACCGUAUUUUCUGGAAGCGCUGCUCCGGGAGCCGAGCGUCGUGCUGCCGUAGCAUCCAAGGACGUUUAAAUUUAUUGCAAGUUGAAACUUUUCAGAUUGUUUGAAUUAAAUCCUUAUUUUUUCAUAGCAGCGGAAUCUCUUCCUUCUUCUGUCCUUCCGAUUAUUUAUUGCUAAUAACGGUUUGCCUCUUUGAUUUUUUCGAUCGAUAUAAGCACAACGCGUCACUCCCCUUCUAUCUUUUGAUAUUUGAUAAUUCCAUUUUGUUUGCCAUUUCCUCUUUAAUCUUUCCCACCAUCUACACACUUCUCUUGGUGUGACUUAUAUAUAUAUUGAAAAUUUUUGAUAAUAUUCUCACACUCUUAAUU